AUGUCACUUUCGAAACGGUGUGGAAGGCCUCCGCAGCACAGGGCUUUCCAGCCCGGGAAAAGGCAUAUGGACCUCCUACCAUCCAUCAGCCGAAGCAGCGGAUUGGACAAGGAUGGUGAUGCGCUGACAGACUUCACGGUCCAAGAAGAAUACCGUGAAUACAUUCAAGGAAAGUUGGAAGAGUAUUGGCGGCGUCGUGGUGCUCCAGACGCAGAAAAAGGGCGACAAGACGUUGAGCAGAACUUGCUCAUUUUGUUCCGCAAGCUAAGAGAAGGAGUUCUAUCGUCCAAUCGCAGUGACGAAUUUGCUUUGAAAGUCUAUGAGACUUCCGUCCACCUCUCUAUCUUGUUCCACAGCCCAGGGCAAACCACAUCAACUCUUUCACAUCUCCUCCCAGAACUCUAUCUGCGUGUCUUUCCUUCACCUCCACCAUUUGCAGAUUCGGGCCAUCCUGCGUUCCCAACAACCAUCCUCGCGCUCUUGCACAACCUCAUCUCGGGCUAUCCGUCGCAGAGCCGGUACCACGAGCUGUUGCACUCACUACCACGUACUUUUCUACCCCGUGAUUCAGACGCAUAUCGAUGGAUGGACGACUUGACUCGCACUCUCCGCAGGCGUAAUUACGCGCGGUUGGAGAGGUUAACACAGCGGGACGCAUUCGCAAGUUUUGCCGCGCCUGAUAAAGUCACGUCGUCCGGCCAUGCUGGCAAGGACGGCUCGACUGCAGACGCGGAUAACCGGGCCAAGAGCCUUCACCUUGAGGCACUAUGUACACUCGUCGAUGCUGUACGCGCCAAAGCGCGCGAAACAGCAUGGCGUAUCUUGCGCGGCGCUUACCGCGAACUAACCUGCCCUCUUCCCGGACGCACCGCCGAGGUACCUCUGACGACCAGCGAGUGGCUGGCCCGCUCACUCACUCUGCGGUCUGUUUUACCGCAACGUAUCGAUCAUAGUAUAUCCAUCGCGCAGCUGGUGGACGACUGGUUGAAUGGCAAGUGCAAGGAAGGGGAAGUGAGACGUAAAGAAGGUAUAGAGGGUAGGUGGAUCGUGUGCAAGGUUCCCGUCAAGGCGUGA
Molecule: messenger RNA, 1074 nt
Organism: Sparassis crispa
Lineage: Eukaryota; Fungi; Basidiomycota; Agaricomycetes; Polyporales; Sparassidaceae
Exons: 5
Coding region: 1-1074 (357 amino acids)
Source: RefSeq, a predicted model, not a curated record